AUGCUCGUGGGGUCCCACCGCGCCGCGUCGUCGGCACUGCGCCGCUGUCGCGUGCCACUUCGUGCCGCUUUGUCCACCUCUACAGAUCCAUCGAACGUCCCGCUUUCCACGGGCCCAAGUCCCGCCAAGCGCAAGAAGAUCCUGUCCAUGCAGGCGUCUCCAGCUCAGAAUCUGCGCAACGCUCUGGAAGCUCUGGACGAAAUGAUUGAGGAAGCGGACCGCAAAGUCGUGAAGAAGUACCGACCGAAUGUGUUUGCCGAGUUCAAGCAGCUUAACGACACCGAAGGCAAAGUGCGGGAAGGUGCCGAUCUUCUUGUGGAAGUAGACAAAGCUACGCACGUUCCGUCGCUCUGGGCGAAAACGCUAGACGGCAAGAAGGUGGAUGUUCGAGCUUUGGUAAAUACAGGCAAAGCGGUCACGCUCGUGCUCACGUGUUUCAAGAACUACGGUCUGAACAUGCUACCGACGUGGCGGGAUGGGUUUGUCGCUGCGCUGAGCAAUUCGCAAGGCCAACUGGACACGCGAGUACAGACAGUGACGCUCAAUGUGAUUGAAGAAUGGUACAUGAAGGUCGUGGGUGGCAGCAUCACGAGGGGCUUGCAGGAAAAGAUACCCAAGGAGUUGCAUGCCACGACGCUCGCACACUUCGGACGCUGUGAUGACUUUCGGACGGCUAUGGCGUUGGACAAUAGUUUUGUGGGCUACGCACACCUUGUGGACGCAAAAGGACGUAUCCGCUGGAUCGCUGGAGGACCAGCGACGCCGAAGGAGCUGGAGCGAUUAGCGAACGUGACGCAAGAGUUGCUCGCACAAAGCUCACCGGCUCGUCGUCGAUAA
Molecule: messenger RNA, 837 nt
Organism: Hyaloperonospora brassicae
Lineage: Eukaryota; Oomycota; Peronosporomycetes; Peronosporales; Peronosporaceae
Source: the annotation of a GenBank genome assembly